GCAAAUUCCCCAAAAAAAAAAACCUCGGAAGAAAAUGUCCGCCUGCACCCUCACACCAUCCACGCCCUCUCACUUUCCCCACGGCGUCAUCAUCUCCAACGGAAUCCAUUAUUCCCGUGAAUCCUCCGCGGAGGCCUUCCCGGAGGCAUGAUUCCAAGAAACCCCCUGUCAAAGAACAAAAGGAACGAAUACAGAUUUCUCCAAAGAAACCAUUCCAAAGGAGUCGGGGAAGCCUAGCUCGAGCCCAGCGACCAUGGCCUCCUCCCUCCCUCUUAUUACUCUCUGCCCAUCUCUCCUCCCAUCCCGAUCUCCUCCUCUUUCCCUUCGCCGCCUCCUCCAUCGCAGGAACCAAUGGCUCGGCAGGGGAAGGAGGAUCAAUGCGAGCCAUGAAGGCCUUGAGGCGUUGUACGAUGACGGAUACCGGAACGCCGGAAGCCUUCACGACUACCUCCAAGCGGUGGGUGAUCUGCUGGAAUUCGACCAGGGCCCCCUCCGCUGGUUCUGCCCCGUCGACGGCGGGCCGCCGAUAAAAAACGCCCCUUUGCUUCUCUUCUUGCCCGGUGUGGAUGGCAACGGCUUGGGGCUCUUUAUGCAUCAUAAAGCUCUCGGAAGGAUUUUUGAAGUUAGGUGCAUGCAUAUACCUGUUUAUGACCGCACGCCAUUUAAAGGACUAGUAAAAUUUGUAGAAGAUGUUGUGAGGUUUGAGAAUUCCAUUUCUCAAGAUAAGCCAAUUUAUCUAGUGGGCCAUUCCCUUGGAGGAUGCCUGGCACUUGCUGUCGCUGCUCAUAAUCCUGAUAUUGAUCUAAUACUAGUAUUGUCUAAUCCAGCAACAUCAUUCAACAGGUCACAAUUGCAGCCAUUGCUUCCAAUUUUAAGAGGCUUGUCUAGCCAGCUAGAUAUUUUUGUGUUCUAUCUGCUAAGCAUCAAUAUUGAUAAUCAGGUGAAAAUGGCUUUGGAUAGUAUUGGAGAUGGGAGCCACCCUUUACAGACACUUUAUAAGCUUUCAAGAAAUCAUUCGUCACCUCUACCACGAAUUUUAGUAUAUAUUUUUUCCGUAAUGGGAGAUGAUUUGAUGGAGUUUCUUGCAGAAAUUACUGGAUACAGUACCCAAGAAGCUUUUUCUUGGAAAUUAAAGCUACUUAAGUUUGCUUCCUAUUAUGCUAAUUCCCAUCUUCAUGCAGUUACAGCCGAAGUACUCGUGCUUGCCAGUUGCUUAGACAGGUUGCUACCUAGUAGAGAUGAAGCUAAAAGACUUCUGACAUUGUUACUCAAUUGCAAGGUUCGCUACUUUGAGGAUCAUGGUCACUGCCUUCUGUUGGAAAAUGACAUUCAUUUAUCAACUAUUAUUAAAUGUACUGAAUUGUAUCGCCGGUCAAGAAAACAUGACCGUAUCUCUGAUUACCUGCCACCAUCUAUGAUGGAACUAGAAGCAGCCAGUAAGUCGAGCAGAGAUUUGUACCGAUCUACUAGUCCAGUGAUGUUUUCAACCAUGCAAGAAGGAAAGAUCGUGAGGGGUCUUUCUGGGGUACCUAAUGAUGGUCCUGUUCUGUUAGUUGGUAAUCAUAUGUUGAUGGGACUUGACAUGAUUCCUCUUUGUACAGAGUUCUUAAGGGAAAAAGAAAUUGUUCUUCGUGGCCUAGCCCACCAUCUUCUAUUUCAAGAAAAAAUUGAAAGUUCAUCACAAGAGUAUGAUUUCUUUGAUUUUGUAAGUAUAUUUGGUGCUGUACCUGUCUCAGAUAAAUACUUCUAUAGAUUAUUAUCAGAAAAGGCAUUUGUUCUUCUUUAUCCGGGCGGCUCUCGUGAAGCUCUUCAUCGAAAGGGUGAAAAAUACAAGCUGUUUUGGCCAGUUCAACCUGGGUUUGUGAGAAUGGCUGCUCAAUUUGGAGCCACAAUUGUACCAUUUGCAGUGGUUGGAGAAGAUGACAUCGGAGAAUUGCUUAUGGAUUAUGAUGAUAUGAUGAGCAUUCCCUUCGUAAAGGAUAGAAUAAAAGAUUUCAAUGAGAACAAAAAUAUUAGGAAUGAUGAUAGAAACCAAGAUAUCUUUGUUCCUUUUGUCUGCCCCAAAUUACCUGGCAGGUUCUAUUAUUUAUUUGGAAAACCAAUUAUAACAAGUGGAAAGGAGUUGUUGAAAGACAGACAGACAGCAAGUGCCUUGUAUUUGCAUGUAAAAUCUGAGGUUGAGCGCAUCAUAUCUUAUCUACUAAAGAAGAGGGAGGAGGAUAUCUAUAGGGGUAUCAUCCCAAGGACUCUGUAUCAAGUUACUUGGGGCAGCGACCAUCAAGUCCCCACAUUUGAACCUUGAUUAGUUAAAUAUGCUAUGUUGUAUAAAAGACUGUAGUUGCAUCUUCCAUGACUUUGCUUGAUUAACAUUUAAGACAUUGUUUAACAAAUUGACUGUUCCUUGUAAUCCAGGUUCACUAUUGUUCAUGAUCAGAAAUUAGUUUAUAUGCUUGGAAAUCUGGAUAUGAGAAUUGGGAAUGCCAUUGAUUACUGCAAAUUAGAAAUGGAUAAUGAAGCAAAGAGAAUCUAGGAGAUAUAUAAGAAGAAAAAUAUGAAGAUGUCUUUUUUAUUUUUGAAUUAAAGAUGAAUAGCAUACCACUUUAAUCCGCUAGCACUAUCCCUACACUGAAGUGGUUUGAUUUAUUUUAGUUUAUGUUUUUCGCUAUGGACAUACACAUACUAGGUAAGCGUCAUUUAGAUGCAUACACAAGAUUAGCAUUUAUUCCCAACAAAGUUUAUCAUGCAUUUAGUGCAAUUGGCUAGAGUCCAUAAUAUAUAGCUGCCUAAAAUAGAUCAAAACUUCCAACUGAAAUAUAUGCAAGGAGGCUAUAACAUACAAAGGCCAAAUAAUAGAAAACCAACAACCAACAGAAAAUAAACUAAAUCUAAAUUUGAAGAUUAAGAUAGAAGUUUAAAGAAGAUGCCUUUGCAUCAACUGUCAAGCUUUGCAAACUUGCCAAUUUUUCCUAUCCUCUCUUUCAAUAUAAAGCCAAUGCGCUUGGUAAUGAAAUAAUAAUCUCCGUUUACUAUGUCUAUGAAAACUUUCCUAGUUCUCUCCUAUUAAAAUAAUAUAAAACCAACAAUCAACAGAAAAUAAACUAAAGCUAAAUUUGAAAAUUAAGAUACAAGCUUAAACCACAUGCCUUUGUGUCAAAAAAACAAACUUUGCAAGCAUGCGAAUGUUUUUUCUACCCUCACUUUUGCUCUUGGUGAUAAAAUAUUAAUCUUCUUUUACUAUGUUUGUGAAAACUUUCCUAGUUUUCUUCUAUCGCUCCUCCCACUAGAUCAUAUUAAGGUUGCGACCCUCAGGUGUUGCUAAUAUUUUAUUUAUACCAUUAGGCUCCUUGGAAAGGCUUCAAGUGGAAGAGAACCAUAGCAUUUAAGAAGUCUUGCAUGGACUUGGCCACAGAUAAGAUGUAAAUCUAACAUUACAUGAGCUGGUUUGCAGAACUCUUCUCCUCUUACGUAACAUAUCCUUCUCUAGAUUUUCUUUUUAGACUUUGUACUCUAGAGCUUAGAUUGAGAAAGGUUUGGCUCUUCUGCAAUGUAAUUGAUCUGCAAACUUUAGAGGACUAGAGCAUGUGCCCUCAUCGGUAAGGAUGUAAAAGGAAUGACUACAUUGUGAGGCAAUUAGCAUCUCAUCACCAGCAUAUGACUUCUACUAGGGUAGUAGAAUAUUCUGUGGAAGCUCAUAUCUUGCCCUUGUUAUGCUUGAGGUUAACUUUGGAGACAUUCCUUCUCUCUGGGGACAAUUCUAGAUAAAGGCCUCUUACAAAAUAAAGAGGAAGCCACCUUAGAAGGGUUGGAGAUCAGGGGGAGGAGAAAGGCUGCCUAGAAAAUACCUUGUAGCAAUACUGAAACAUAGUCCGGCUCUUUUUCUUCUGUCUUUUUUCUUAUUUUUAGAAGUACCCAAACCCUGAACUCUUUUAACCUUCCUAACUACUAAUUAUGCAAUCUGCAGCGCAGACAAUUGGGCCAAUUACAAGCUUUUAAUAUUUUCGAGAACUAACUGACCUUUGUGGCUUUGGAGCAUUUUUUUUAAUAUCUAUUGUUCCAUAGUUUCCUUUGUUAUUAUUCCACUCUUGUUUCUUCAUGCACACUUUAGGUCUGGAAACCAAGAAAAGGUGCAUGAAUGCAAGAUCUAAUUUUUUUUUUCCUUUUUUGUUAGGGUGAUAAACAUACGCAAUUACAGUUUCUCGUGAAUUAGGUGUGAACAACUGACUGUCUCCCUGUGGAGGGGAUAUCUUCUUAUAAAACUCGCGGAAGCUUAUUCUCUCAUUAACAUUGGUGCCCCUAUGUCCUGUCUCCUAGGAGUCAGCUAAGCUGAGACACAUUUGAUGGCAAUAUAGGGAAUAUAAAAAAUCACAGCUUCUCAGCUGUUGCUUUCAUUUCUACCAUGGAAUAUGCCCUUUUCUUUUAGAAAACCACGUUGUGUUCAGUCCUUUCAGUUCACCUUCUCCACUCAGAUUAAAGCUAAGACUGCUAAAGAGAGCAAGAGAGCAUUGUGCUCAUUUUUUCCCUGCAAGAAUGCAGUUCUCCUUGUUCUCUUUUCUCUGUUUUUGGUCAAGAUUUGGUUAAAGUUUUUGAUUGGAGGAAUAAUAGUGGCUGUGAGAUAGUGCUCUUGGUCAAACAAUAAUCCAAAAGUUUAAAUGUGCUAGAGCCUUAGCACCAUUUUACCUAACUGGCUCACAUCACAGUGGGGAGGUGGUACUCACUAGUUCAUCAUUUUCCAGGAGCUAGUGUGCUUGAAGUUUUGAACCGGCACAGUCUGAGCAUGUUCACUAUCACAAAGUUAUGAAGCAAGGUAGCACCUUUGGAUCUAUAGGUGAUUACUCAUUUGUUAGCGUGUUUUCCAAAUUUCAGUAGUAAAUUAUAGGAGCUUACUAAGUAGGGGACUGCCUGAAAGAAUUUGAAUAGUGAUGCUAUCACAGUCAUUUGCAUGGUUUUAAAUAAUUAUUUAACUGUCGAAAUCAAGAUGCAAGACUGUCAGAAUAAGGAACAAGGACCUUAACAGAUCACACGGAAGUCCUUUCUUUGUUCUCCUCAUUAUGAAAACAAUUUCAGCUUGAUCAUUCCAAGAACAGUGAUUCUAAAAUGGAGAUGGUGACACCAUAUCCAUCUUCGUUUAUGUUCUGGCACUUUGAUGAUAAAAAGAAGCUUUCUUUCCAAGCUCCUACACGAGAAAUGCUUUCUCCACUAGAUUGUUGUGGGGAUCAAUUCCACUCACUUUUGUUCUGCUCAUGCAUGUUCAUUUAAUUGGGAAGGUUCUGUGGCCCUGAGAUGGAUUUUCUUAAUUAGCUUAGUCACAUAUUCCCUUCUUUUUUAGGCAUUAUGAUGUAGAAAAAAGCCUAGCCACUUUAUCUUUAUGCCCUUGGGGAGGCCAUCUAGAUUCUUGAAAAUGCUAACAUUAUGCUGGCCUACCAGCACAUCUGAUAGUUGAAAGAACUUGUCCUGCACUUCAUAUGAUGCCCUUCUCUUAAGCAAGAAUCUGAUUCCAGACCACUUCUUU
Messenger RNA from Phoenix dactylifera (date palm), 5509 nucleotides. The record is from RefSeq and is a predicted model, not a curated record. NCBI's taxonomy places the organism in Eukaryota, Viridiplantae, Streptophyta, Magnoliopsida, Arecales, Arecaceae.